Molecule: messenger RNA, 288 nt
Organism: Arxiozyma heterogenica
Lineage: Eukaryota; Fungi; Ascomycota; Saccharomycetes; Saccharomycetales; Saccharomycetaceae
Exons: 1
Coding region: 1-288 (95 amino acids)
Source: RefSeq, a predicted model, not a curated record
AUGGACAUAAAUCUUAUUAACAAUACGGAAACAAUAGAACCCCUAGCCAAAGAGUAUAAUGGAUCAACAUCGAUACCACAUCCAGAAGAUACGAAGAAUACUAACAAUAUUGUUACGAGUAACAAUAAGAAUGCUACCACCACCACUAAUACUACCAUAAAUAAUACUGGGGACGACCCAACGACAUUGAUAGAUUGGCAACGAAAAUGCAUAAUUCAAAAUAAGGAAAUUGAGAGGUUGAACAAACUUAACCAAUUCCUUGAAUUAGAAAGAAAAUUAGGACAAUAG